Molecule: messenger RNA, 1644 nt
Organism: Colletotrichum spaethianum
Lineage: Eukaryota; Fungi; Ascomycota; Sordariomycetes; Glomerellales; Glomerellaceae
Exons: 3
Coding region: 1-1644 (547 amino acids)
Source: RefSeq, a predicted model, not a curated record
AUGUCGGUCGCCAACACCAACAACAAUGCCAAGCCCCAGCCGCCGUCCAGGAGUCCCGCGCCGCGCGACGAGGCUCAGGUCGCCAAGAUCCCGCACAUUCUUCCUCACGAGCGCGUCUUCCCCAUCCAGAUAGGCAACGAGCUGUUCAAGCUUUCAGGCGCCUCCAUUUCGUCCGAUGGUGCGUUCACAAUCCUUGCUAUCCUCACCCGAUCCUAUCGACACGCGGCGGAACCAUCGGCAUUGCCUCGCGGCCCGUCCAAGACGCUGCCCGUCCGUUCGCUAGCGCCGUCCUACUUCUCCCAGUACUUCUAUUGCCAGGUCAAAAAGGCACAAGAGACGGGCGAGGACCUCUCCAACGCCAUCCGCACCCUCUACAUCGAUCGCGACCCCCAGACCUUCGCCGACAUUUCCCUCCAUCUCCAGGGCUACCAUGUCAAGCCUCGGGACGGCACGCACUUUGUGCGCCUCUUCGCCGAUGCCCAGUUCUACAGCCUACCCAAGUUGAUAUCACAACUCUACGAAGAGUCCAUCUUCAUAUCCAUUGGCCACCGCGAGUUCCAAAUACCCCGCGACAUCUUCACCGAUCCCGGCAACUCUCCCAACUUCUUCUCCCUCGGCUUCGCCGUCUUCUUCUCCAACCCCGAAGAUCUGUUCCCUGGCCUCGAACGCGAGGGCCUCCUCCGCCCGCCGUCCAUCUUGCCGCCGUCCGUCCCACACCGCUCCGCCGAAACCUUUGCCGAGAUUCUGCACCUCCUGCGUGGAUACCCCGUCACGAUCCGCAAUGAGACGCACCGCGCCGAGCUGCUGCGAGACUGCCGAUACUUCAACUUCAAGGGCUUAGAGCAGAAGCUCAUACCGCACCACAUAAGCUACAACCAGAGUCGACGCCGUGAGGAGAUUGUCCUGCGUUUGGAGGACAUCUUGAAGAGCGGCAUAAGCGUGGCAGCCGACGUUUUGGCCUCCCCGGGUGACCAUCUGUCAGGCUGGGUCAACUAUGCGCGUCCCUACGUCGACGAUCGCGCGGCGGAGCUCGUCCUCGAAAUCGGCGGCGAGAGCACCCGCAUCCACUUCCAGGCCGGCGCCGUCCGCGCCGAGUUCUUCAGAGACACCCGCGCCCGCGUUGCACGCCUGUUUGAAGUCGUGGCCACGAAGCUGAACCUGCCGCCCACCACGCAGCCCCUAGGCCUCCUGAUGGCCUCGGGCGGAGCCGGUAGCCAACCCCCAACCCCCGGACACACGCCGUUGAGCGAGGACCUCGUCCGCGUAUCCGUUGACUCGGACACGUCCAUCACGCUGGACGGCAAACCGUACACCCUCGACGCCGACGACCUGCAUAUCGCGAACCCCAUGUCCGCGGCCUCGAGCACAGGCCAAGGCGGCGGGAUCGAGUCCCCGACCGCCUCGUCCGCAUUCCAGCCGAACUCUCGCAAGCGGAGGCGGGUCGACUCGCAGGGCCACGCGGCCGCCGGCCAAGCAGCACUGGCGGCCGACGAAUGGGUUGUGCGGACGGGCCAGUGGAGGCUCAAGAUUCAGGGGUCCCGGGGCGGCAAGAGCUCUGUCGAGGUCGUGCUCGUGGCCGUCAAGCUUGACGCGUACAGCUCGGAGAAUGCCAGGAAUGCGGCUAGGGGCUUCCUGAACGGGUGA